Chelonus insularis is the source of this 4934-nucleotide messenger RNA. RefSeq names its product transmembrane and coiled-coil domain 2 protein Dmtn (gene Dmtn). The coding region runs from base 533 to 2299 and encodes 588 amino acids. The transcript is spliced from 12 exons. Gene Ontology annotation, cellular component: endomembrane system. The record is from RefSeq and is a predicted model, not a curated record. Lineage: Eukaryota; Metazoa; Arthropoda; Insecta; Hymenoptera; Braconidae.
AUUUCCAUUCCUUCACUGUCAGACACAAAUAAAUAUCUCAUUCUCUUCAAUGUACCCUCUCCGCUGAUCAGUUUCACAUCACCUCUCUCGUCUCAUAAAGAUUCUUGAGUCUCAACUUGCUGUAAGUUAUCAGCUCGUGUGUGAUUCACUAUUUCAUCUGAUUUUUAUAGAGAGCAAUUUAAAGAACUCUAAAAAUAAUUAAUUUUGUUUAGUAAAUUAUCGAUAUGUGAACAAAUUGCAAUGACACACCCGUGCUCUAUAAAAAUAAUCCAUUGGAUUGUCGCCUAGUUCGUUUGUAACUUUUUUGCUACUUGAAGUGGACGGGACGCAAUUUCUAGACAGCCACGAACAUUUAUUUAUGUGUGCGCGUGUGACAAUUGUACCGUUGCAUGAUGCACGCUUGAACUUUGGGCGGGCAAUAUUGUUUCGUUCAUGGACAUCAUUAACUGAGAACAAGGCUAAAAAUUAAAUGGAAGGGUAUGCAUUAGCAGCCAUGAGCUAUAGGAUAUAAAUUUAACGGUUAGAAAAAGUAAUGGCUAGUUUGACUGUAUCUUCGUCAAGCAAAAAUAGUUCUCGUGGUAAUUCACCAAAUAGAGCGAAUAUUUCAACGCACCAUCGACACUCAUCGGUUAACCUGGAGCACGUGCCAAAGCCAUGUAAUCCUGCAGUUCAUUUCAACAGCCAACCUGGAGAGGGAAGUACAGGAAGUGGUAGCAGCAGUGGUUGCGGAGGCACGGGCAUGAAGAGUACUCGGCAAAGAUCACCAGGUGCUAUGGCACGAUCUGGUGACAAUGCAGAUGAAUCCAAUCCUAAUCCGUCCAAUGUGGAAUCUGAGGACUUUGUUUCCAAUGUUCAUCCACCAACGGACGAUGAAGGAGAAACUUAUCACAACACAACUCAAUCAUUUCUGUCAAAUGAUUCAUCUGAAUUGAUAACUGAUGAUGUGGAUGCAAGUGGCAUACGAUUUCGUCAAGCCAUCGAGCAAAUUCAAAAUAAAAUUACCAAGACUCGUGAACUUAUAAGAACAGAACAAAAAAUGAGAGAUGAGAAUGUCAAUGAAUAUUUAAAGCUUGCUGCAAACGCUGAUAAACAACAAUUGGUUAGGAUUAAAACGGUAUUUGAAAAGAAAAACCAAAAAUCAGCCCACAACAUUGCCCAAUUGCAGAAGAAGCUGGAUAGUUAUUCGAAGAAAUUAAGGAAUUAUGAAAUGAAUGGCGCACCAACGAGUCAUCGACAACCAAGAGAGGUUCUUCGGGAUAUGGGUCAAGGAUUAAAAAACGUGGGCGGGAAUAUCAGAGACGGAAUUAGCGGAUUUUCGGGGACUGUUAUGUCAAAACCAAGAGAAUUUGCUCAUCUUAUAAAAAAUAAAUUUGGCAGUGCUGACAAUAUAAAUACAUUAUCACUUGACAGUAAUGGUUCAACUUUUUAUGUAAACGAUCCACCGCGUGCAGGUACUGGUGACAAUGGUAGUGUUGAAGAAGAAAAAACUCAUCAUGGAUCCGCUACUUUGCCUGGAGGUUGUAGUUUAGGUUCAACUCACAGUGCUGCACCCGUCAAAUUCCCAUCGGAAGAAGGAUCAGAGUGUUCCAGUGUUACUAGUGAGAGUGGUCCAGGAAGCAGAGGUCAAGCUCAUGCUUGUCACAACACUAAUGCUGCGUUUAGUCUUAAAUCAAUUUUUUCGGAGCUCCAAGAACAUCGGGAAAACUUUGAUCGAAUGAGAGAAAAAUUAGAAUCUUUUCAGGCUCUUCAGCAAGAGGUCACAUAUUUAUCAAAUGCUCUUCAGGAAGAGCGUUUUCGUUGUGAAAGACUUGAAGAGCAAAUGAAUGAUUUAACAGAACUGCACCAAAAUGAAGUGGAAAAUCUAAAACAAACAAUCACAGAUAUGGAAGAGAAAGUUCAAUAUCAAAGUGAAGAUCGCCUACGGGACAUACAUGAAAUGUUGGAAAGUUGCCAAACAAAAAUUUCAAAAAUGGAACAUCAACAACAACAGCAUCAACAGUAUGUGACCCUUGAAGGACUAGAUAACAGUAAUGCAAGAGCAUUAAUUGUUAAAUUGAUUAACGUAGUUUUGACGGUUCUCCAAGUUGUUCUGUUACUAGUGGCCACCAUUGCAGGAAUAAUGAUGCCCUUUUUGAGAACAAGCUGUACUAAGCCUCAUUGUUUCAUGUGCAGGGUGCGCAUAUUAACUACUACAAUCGUCUUCUUGGGAAUUGUAUUUGUACUCAAGCAAUGGCCUGAAGUGCACGAUGUUGGAAGUCAUCUUAUGAGACAUCUUAAACAAACACUUGCGGUCAAGUAGUUUUGAAUUGACGAAUAAAUUGUUAUAAAGUUCACCUCGAAAGUGUUAUCUUAUACAGAAAAAAACAGCAAUAAAUUGAAGAAAUACAAAAAAUAUUAAUCACCUCGGAUUGAAAAUCGAAAUGUGCAGAAUCGCUUAAAUAUUUAUUAUUAUUUGUGUAUGAUUUGAUAAGGCUUAUUAUUUAUAUAUAUUCGUAUAGAAUAAUUGUAUAAUAUUGUUUAGGUAUUGAUGUAAAGUAUGUGAUAAAAAUUCAGAAAAUUUAAAUUCAGUGGAUAUAAAAAAAGCGUAAAACAUGAUUAAUAAAUAGUUAUAUAGAAUUUCUAGAAUGAAAAAGAAAGAUUUUAAAGAUUUAGAAAUAUUGAUAAUUAGAUAAAAUUUGUUAUGUGUCGUGUUGUACAAUUUAAGAAAUAAGAAAAAUAACGUAAACAAAAAUGAUAAAUAUAACAUAAUACGUAGUCGAAGUGAGACUAAGGCUGAAAUAAUUGGUUAGAUGGACAAUUUAAGUUGUUACACUCUGGAAUGUAUAUUUUAAAAAAAAAAUUAUUUAAAAAAAAUUCACGUACUCGGUUUAUAAAUGAUCUAUUUACUGAUAGACACCCUCCAAUUGUUUUUAAUUUCUAAUAACAUAUAUGAUAAAUUUUUUAGAAUUUAUUAUUUAAAGAAAGAAUUCCAUUAAAGUGAUUGUUUCCAGUUAAAAGAAUUUUUUUGAAAUAAUUUUUAUUCCGGUGUUGUUUCUAUUUUAAAAUAAAUAACGAAAGAGUAAAAAAAAAAGAAUACUGAUACCUCAUACGAAAUUUUGGUAUCAAAUUUUCGUAUAAAGUGACUAAAUUUCCAGUUAUUUAAUAUUUUGAUACAAAAUCGAUUGAUUAUUAAUGCAAAAUUAUAAAUCAAUCUAAAGACAAAAAAAUAAAAUUGAAAAUUCCAAUAUGCAAUGCUAUUGCUAUUGUAAAAAGCACAAAUUCAGUAUUAAGAAUAUGAAUAAUAAAAUAUUGAAAAUAGCAGUGAUGAUGAUAAUUAUUAUCUUUAAAAUUAUAUGUAAAAAAUAGAAAAGGUGUAUUUUUAUCUUUUUGGACCAGAUAAAAUACACAUUAGCCCUAUUUUCCAUAAUCAAUAUAAAUCAAUUACAUUGUACGCUUUUGUGAAACUUUUACAUUUUAUUGCGGAUUCAUGUCUCCAUUUUUUAAAGCUACCGUUGACUAUAAUUGUAUAAAAUAUUUUAAUAAGAAAUUCAUCCCAUUGUAUUCAAUAUAAUAAGUUAUUGUUGCUCUCUCGUAUUUUGUCAAAUUGCUGUGACUAUAAUAAGUUCAAAUUAAUCGGUAAUCAAUUCAAAAUAAUUUUUGGGAUCAAUCUUACGAUUUUUAAAUUUGCAGGUAAUCCUGCUAGAAAUCUGCCAAAUAUUUAUAUGUAAAUUUUUAUUACGCUUGGAAGCAAUGGCAAAAUGAAUAGUUUUCCCAUAUCAAAAGCAUAAGUACUAAUGGAACAUCAUUGUUUCUACAUAUUUUCUUUCAAUAUUUUAUCGUAAUUUUUAUUAAAAUGUCUGUAUAUGAGGUUUUUAUGUACAUAAAUUCUAAACUAGUUAAUUAAUAAUGCAGUUAUUAUUAAAUCACUGGAUACGUUGUAUCAAUGAGUCAUUAAUUGACUUAGUUGUGUCCUUUGAUAUUUUUUCUUCAUAGAUUGUAGUUGAAAUAAACUUGUAGAAUAAAAGAAGCUAUUUACAAUUAGUAGCCAAAAUAAAAUAUUUACAAUUUAUUAAUAGUGUUGAAAAAAACUCUUCAACAAGCUUUUAAAAAUUAUGACGUAUUAAUAUAUUUUAUGUUUUAUUUAAAGCACAAACUGUAAAAUGAUGAUAAUUUGAUUUAAAAUCAUUAUUAGUUCAGAUAUUAUUUUAAGAAAGCAGUAUGUGAAUGUAUGGCAUACGUUUGGUGCUUUGUAUUAUACGUAAAAUAACAAAUGAUAAAAUAAUUGCGUUAGUUGAAGUGAAAAAUGAUUUAGUAAAGGAUCCUCUGCUUUGAUUUUAAUGGUGAAAUGAUAAUAAAACUACAAUAAGACAUUUUAAAAAUAGAAAACAUAUAUAAAUAUGUAUUGAACUAGAGUAAAGAAAAAAAAAGACAAGAAUUUUGUACUUUCUCAAUGACAAUUUGUAAAUUUGUUUUUAUUAUUAAACAAAGAAUUACAAUUUUAUAUGUAUUUUAUAAUCACAGAAUUAUGGAGAAAAUUCAACUUAAAGAAUUAAACAGAGGAUCCUGCGUAGUCAUUAUAAUUCAUUAUAAUACGCAAAGCUAUUUACAAUAAAUAUCAUUGAUGCCUUGCUUAGAUAAAUAUGAUAUAAUAGAAAAAAUAACAAAGUAUCUGUCAAUUUAAAAACAAAAAAAAUAUUAAAUAGUAGUUGAAGUUUCUGUGCAAUUCCUAACAAUUUUAUGCACAUGCGUAUAUACUUAAUGCUCUCUUUCUGUCUCUCUGUAAAAGUAUCACCCACCGUAUGAGCACUAUAAACACUGGAACUAUUUUUUAAUAGCUGAUAAACGAAAAAAAAUCUUAUGUUGCGAUAUUUUAGGCAUCGAUUUGUUUAUUUAUCCAUCAAACUAUACCUAUACUAUUGUUUAUUACCAUUAAUAAAGAGCAUUUUCUAGAAAAA